Messenger RNA from Pongo pygmaeus (Bornean orangutan), 498 nucleotides. It is a transcript of the gene AGRP, whose product is annotated as agouti related neuropeptide. NCBI's taxonomy places the organism in Eukaryota, Metazoa, Chordata, Mammalia, Primates, Hominidae. Gene Ontology annotation, molecular function: neuropeptide hormone activity; type 1 melanocortin receptor binding. The record is from RefSeq and is a predicted model, not a curated record. Gene Ontology annotation, cellular component: extracellular region. Bases 35 to 433 code for a protein of 132 amino acids. Gene Ontology annotation, biological process: hormone-mediated signaling pathway; positive regulation of feeding behavior; neuropeptide signaling pathway. The transcript has 4 exons.
AACUCUCUAGGCAAGAAUCCCGGAGGCAGAGGCCAUGCUGACCGCAGCAGUGCUGAGCUGUGCCCUGCUGCUGGCACUGCCUGCCACGCAAGGAGCCCAGAUGGGCUUGGCCCCCCUGGAGGGCAUCAGAAGGCCUGACCAGGCCCUGUUCCCAGAGCUCCCAGGCCUGGGCCUGCAGGCCCCACUGAAGAAGACAACUGCAGAACAGGCAGAAGAGGAUCUGUUGCAGGAGGCUCAGGCUUUGGCAGAGGUACUAGACCCGCAGGACCGUGAGCCCCGCUCCUCACGUCGCUGCGUAAGGCUGCAUGAGUCCUGCCUGGGACAGCAGGUGCCUUGCUGUGACCCGUGCGCCACGUGCUACUGCCGCUUCUUCAAUGCCUUCUGCUACUGCCGCAAGCUGGGUACUGCCAUGAACCCCUGCAGCCGCACCUAGCUGGCCAACGUCAGGGUCAGGGCUAGGGUAGGGGCAAGGAAACUCGAAUAAAGGAUGGGACCAAC